AACCGUCCAGGGAGGAGAGCAGUACAUGCAUCCAGAGCCUCCGAUCGAACAUGGCUUCGACGAGGAUCCCCGGGCGAAUGCGUGUAACGGGGGGCUGCGGGUGACAUGGCGGAGACGGACCGCAGGAGCUGGGGUGGGGAACGCUUUCUCUCUCCCUCUCCGCCCUCCUCUCUUGCCCACCACGCUCGGCCCAGUCUCCCCCCUCCCUUCCGCCUGCCCGCCGCGGCAGGCACAAUACUCUGCUGCGGCCCCGCUCCGGUCUGGGCGGGCCUCCUUCCGCGAGAGCGCGGCGCCCCUGCCGCCCUGGCCACUAGUCUCGCAUGGCCUGCCCGCCGCUGCGGUGCAGCUGCCUGGUGCCUGGUCCAGCAGGAGGGUGGGCUUCCCGGCGGCCCCGCUCUCCGCGCUCUGCGCCGCUCCCCCGGCCGCGCACGCCGCAGGGGCCGACCCGGACGGUGCUUUCCGGGCGGCGCCCCGGGCCGUGCUCGCGUCGGGCGCGGCGGACGAGCCCGUGGGCCCCCAGCGGAGGGCGGCCCUGCAGAGGGACGCGCGGCACAGCGGGCUGGACGGGCUCGUGCGGGAGCCCGGGAGCUCGUCGACGGCGACCUCCGAGGACGAGGGCGGCGAGGCCCAGGAGGAGCGCCGGCCGGGCUUUCUCGCCCACAUGGAGCGCGCCGCGCGCACGGCGUUCCUCACGCCGGAGACGGUGGGCGGCUUCGUGUCGAAGGUGCGUACUGGCCUCAUGAUGUGCCGCCAGGAGGGCGUUAAUGACCUCUUCCAGCGCUACGACCUGUUCAACUCGGGGGUGCUGGACCUGAACACCGUCUUCGACAUCCUGGCGGACCGGAAGCUCAUGCCGAAGGAGUGGGAGCUCCAGCGGUUCCUGUGCGAGACCUUCGUGGACGAGGGGGCCGAGCCCGGCAAGCAGGUGUCCUUCCGAGGCUGGGAGCACUUCAAGCGCCGGCACGCCGCCGUGCCCAUCAGCUGCCAGGAGUUCCUGCACCUCUUCCACUUCCUGCAGCAGUCUGACGAGCAGUCGGCUUCUGAGACGGAGUGGGCGGAGGCGAAGCGCUACGGCAUCGCGGACGUCCGGCUCUACAUGGCCCUGCGCGAGGAGGUCGCCGCCCUGCACCGCGCGCUGCGGCGCUACGGCACGGCGGGGGCGUCGCCCCCGAGGAGCCCGCGCGCCACGGAGGACGCAGGCGCGUCGUACGACAAGAACGAGGUCUGGGUGGCGCUGAACACGCUGGGGCCUCGCCCCCACGAGCUGCCAACGGAGGCGAAGAUCCUGAAGGUCGUGAAGAAGGGCUGUACGCACGGGGAGCUGAAGACGGGCUCGACCUCGGGCCUCACGGCGCUCGGGAGCAGGCUGAUCGAGGGCUGGGGGUCCAGCAAGUCGGCGGCGCGCAUGUCCUUCGAGGACUUCCUGAGGGUCGUGGUCAGAGUGCGCGAGCUGGUGCGGCGGGAGGAGUCGUUCCACCUGCGGCCCGUCUUCGCGCGCCACUGCACGCCUGCCGCCGUCGGCCGCCUCGCGUCCGGCGCGCCCGGCGCGCUCGACACGCGGACCAUCGACACGGCCGGCAUCUUCCGG
Prorocentrum cordatum is the source of this 1588-nucleotide messenger RNA. NCBI's taxonomy places the organism in Eukaryota, Dinophyceae, Prorocentrales, Prorocentraceae. The record is from the annotation of a GenBank genome assembly.